Molecule: messenger RNA, 901 nt
Organism: Opisthocomus hoazin
Lineage: Eukaryota; Metazoa; Chordata; Aves; Opisthocomiformes; Opisthocomidae
Gene: RALYL
Product: RALY RNA binding protein like
Cellular component (GO): nucleus
Molecular function (GO): RNA binding
Source: RefSeq, a predicted model, not a curated record
CGAUCUCAUCUCUUUUGUCUGUGUUCAAGGCAAUUACUUCUUAGAAAGUGGAUUUUCUUCAGAAUGACUAUGUACAAGAGCAAACGCAGAAACCAAAGAUAUAUCAACAUGGCUGGAGAACCAAAACCAUACAGACCAAAACCUGGCAACAAGCGGCCACUUUCAGCACUUUACAGACUUGAAUCAAAGGAGCCUUUCCUGUCCGUUGGUGGUUAUGUCUUUGAUUAUGAUUACUACAGAGAUGAUUUCUACAAUCGGUUGUUUGAUUACCAUGGCCGUGUCCCACCACCACCCCGUGCAGUGAUUCCACUGAAGCGUCCUCGUGUGGCUGUGACAACAACUCGCAGAGGCAAAGGGGUUUUCGCCAUGAAAGGAGCAUCACGAUCCACUUCAAGUGGGGCUUCUUCCUCAGGAUCCAAAUCACCCACCUGUCUUCCCCUGCCCCUUAUGUGGAGUGAUACUGUCCUUGGAAGCGUCACUGGAAGAGGAAGAGAAAGAUCAGUGAAAUCAGAUGAGUUGCAAACAAUCAAGAAGGAAUUAACCCAAAUCAAAUCAAAAAUUGACUCCUUGUUAGGGAGACUGGAAAAGAUUGAAAAGCAGCAAAAAGCUGAAGCAGAAGCUCAAAAGAAACAAAUGGAAGAUAAUGCUGAUUUGAUUCAAGAGGAAUGCAUAUCAGAGAAUGCAGAUAACUCUACAGAAGAGCCGAUUGAAGGAGGGCCAGAUGCAGAUGGGGAUGGAGAAGAGAUGACUGAUGGGAUAGAGGAGGAUUUUGAUGAGGAUGGCAGCAAUGAGCUGUUUCUACAGAUCAAGUGAUGAGAUGUCAUGUGUGAACCCUCUGAAGGCUGAGAAGAGAAACUCUGACUUCCCAACAGAAAAUUGUGAACUGCGGUUUCUUACUGGC